AUGUCUUUUGAGUAUUUGGAUUUUCGAAUAUUGGAAGAGAAAGACCAUACAUUGGUUUGGAAUUUAAUGUUGGAGGAAUAUUUCACACGAGAACCUGUUUGUGCGGUUUCAAAUUUUUCACCAGAUGAAACUAAAAUGUAUGUUGGAGACUUUGUUAAUGAUGGCCUUUGGCAACACGCAAGCUUGGGAGCAUUUGACAAACAGUCUCACAAAUUGGUAGCAAUUCAAAUAAAUAUACUUGGAAAGAAACCAAGAAAAUAUCUCGAUUAUGAUGAAAAUGGAUAUCCUAUGCACGUAAGACAAGCAAUUGGGAUUAUGGAUCAUAUUGCUGGAGAUACCUCUGACAUUAUUGGGACGACAGACUACAUGAACUUUAUUGUACUGUGCUGUAGAAAAAGUUACUGCAAUCGUGGAAUUGCAACCGAACUAUACAAAAGAUCCGAAGAAAUUGCAAGGAAUGAAGGGUGCAAAAAGAUGUAUACAAUAGCAACAAACUGUUAUACCCGCAAAAUAACAGACAAAUUCGGUUAUACAGUAAUAAACGAAAUGAAUUACGAAGACUAUGUAGACACAUUCACAGGGAAUAAGAUUUUCAACAAUAUUGCCAAACCUCACAGUAAUAUUGCACUGGUUGUAAAAAUAUUAUAG
Molecule: messenger RNA, 648 nt
Organism: Styela clava
Lineage: Eukaryota; Metazoa; Chordata; Ascidiacea; Stolidobranchia; Styelidae
Molecular function (GO): N-acetyltransferase activity
Source: RefSeq, a predicted model, not a curated record